UCCACUUCCCUUCAACACAGUUCAACAACUUCAAAAGUGUUCUUUUCUUCUUCCCUCUCUUUCCAUCAUUUGAAUCUCUCUCUCUGUUCCUCUCUCUCUCUGUUCCUCUCUCUUCUAUACGCAUUCUCAUUGCAAAAACCAUGAAGCAAAAGAGCAACAACGCAACGAGUGGUUUCUUAGGAAGCAUCUCUUCCUCUUCCAUCAGAAACCUUCUUCCCAGAUCUUCAACACGCAGACCCACUUCUUCAAACCCCAAAUCCGACGCCGAAAACACUCCCCCAACCCACCCAAACAUUCCCCUCAAUCAUCCCAGCAAAGCAUUUUCUCACAACAACCCUCAUGUGAAGGUUGUGGUGAGAAUUAGACCUGAAAGUAGCAAUGGAAAAGAAGGAGAUUGGAAAGUUAAGAAGGUUUCUUCAGAUGCCUUGUGUGUUGGGGAUAGGAUGUACACAUUUGAUGAAGUUUUUGAUACCAACUCCAAUCAGAAAGAUGUUUUUCAGUCAAUUGGUGUUCCCUUGGUUAGAGAUGCUUUAGCUGGUUACAACACUACAAUUCUGUCAUAUGGCCAGUCUGGAAGUGGAAAGACUUAUACAAUGUGGGGUCCCCCGAGUGCCAUGGUUGAGGAGCCCUCGUGUCAAAGUCACCAGGGGAUAGUUCCUCGGAUCUUCCGAAUGUUGUUUUCUGAGCUUGAGAGAGAGAGACUUAUGUCUGAUCAGAAACAGUUCAUCUAUCAAUGCCGUUGUUCUUUUCUUGAGAUAUAUGAUGAAAGAAUUGGGAAUUUACUGAAUCCAACCCAACAUAACCUUGAGAUGAAGGACGAUUCCAACAGUGCAUUAUAUAUUGAGAAUCUGAUUGAGGAAUAUGUCACCUGCUAUGAUGAUGUGGCCCAAAUUCUGAUUAAGGGUCUCUCAAGCAGAAAAAUUGGUGCUACGAGCUUAAAUUCAAAUAGCUCGAGAUCACAUAUCAUUUUCACUUUUGUCAUUGAGUCUUUGUAUAAGGGGACCACAAAGGGUUUCAGUUGUUCAAAAGUUAGCAAAAUCAGCCUUAUUGAUCUUGCUGGAAUGGACAGUGAUACAGUUGACGACGGAGGCAGCCAAUGUCUCAGGGAGAGCAGCUAUGUAAAGAAAUCAUUAUCUCAACUUGGGCAUUUAGUGGAUGCUAUGAUCCACAAAUCUCAGUCUGGAGAAAAUGUAGACCUCGCACACAGUAAAUCAUGUUUAACACGUUUACUACAAGAAUCACUUGGCAGAAAUACCAAAGUUUCAGUAAUAUGCUCCGUCUCCCCUGAUAACAAGAGCAAUGGUGAAACCCUGCAGUCACUCGGCUUCGGAGAGCGUGUAAGAUCCAUCAGAAAUGAGCCAGUUAUCAAUGUAAUAAAGGAGGAUGACAUUGAUUUGAGUGACAAUAUCCGGCACUUGAAGGAAGAACUUAUUAAAGCAAAGGCUGAUGUUCAUGGCUCAGUUGGUAGUAAAAAUGGAUGCUUCCAGGGACAUAAUGUGCAGGAAAGCCUUAAUCAGUUGAGAGUCAGCUUAAACCGCUCUCUACUCUUAUCUAACUUUGAUAAUGAUACUGAUGAUGAUAUAAUUGUCAACGCGGAUGACAUAAGGCAAUUACGCGAGCAAAUUGAUGAAAUGGAUAGUUCAUGUGAAGGGAAUCCAAAAGACAUAUUUAUCAGUGAAGACCGUGUCCAGUUUUGUUCUAUUGAGGAAAAUUGUGAUGAAGACUUGAUCAGUGAUGAUGGAAUUGAAAAAGUGGAGGUAUGCAAUGUAAAAAGAUGGAGUCAGCCUUGUCAUGAGGACAUUAUGGUAUCAGCAGAUAAUACUCCAAUACUUGAUGGACCACAGUUGUCUGAAUCUCCAAAAUUCAGCAAUAACCAACGGAAAAGUGUGGCUAUUUCGUCGAGUUAUCUUGGAAGAGGGAACAAUGUUGCUGGGAGUUCAACUUUCAGUAAAGAUGUGCUAGGAAAGUCAUUUAAAAGGGGUGAGCAUAUGCGGUCCUCAUUACAGUCAAGCAGGGCAGAAUCCUUGGCAGUAAACCUUCAAAGGGGAAUAGAGAUAAUUGACUAUCACCAGCAGAACUCAGCAUUGAACAGAUCUUCAACUUCCUUCUCCUUUAAGCACUUAACUUUGACCCCAGAAAUCGACAAGGUUGAAUCUUAUGAUCAAACAAUACAACAGAAACCUACCAGUGACAAAGUAACUGCGGCAUUCAUUUGUGCAUAUUGUAGGACAAAAGUUUCUAAUCCUAAUCAGGACUCCACUGAAGUCCAAGACAGCUUCAAAUCCUCGUUUGAAACAGUUGGACAGAAGGGAAAUCCUGAAGGAUUGACAGAUAAAGUUCCAAAACAUUUGAAUAAAUUAAUGGCAAAAGACAUCAUGAGAGAGAAGGAGCUUGAAAAUGUUUGUAAGAUGCAAGCGGCUAGAAUUGAGCAACUUAAUCAAUUGGUGGAGAAAUUGAAAGAAGGGAAAGAACUGAACUCCAUUACUGUGUAUAGCCAGUGUAAAGAGUAUAAUUCAAUGAAGGAUGAAAACAAGCUUCUGAGAAGCACUUCCUCAAAUGGUCAUUUACCAUCUAUCAUAGAGGAAAAAAGUGAAAUGAAAGAAGUCCAGGAAGCGUUAGCUCAGAGAGAUGUCUCUUUUGAUUCAGCUGAGAAGGAAUCACUUCUUGAUGAAAUUCGGAAUCCAAGGAGCAAGCUGCAAUUAUAUAGUGAUGCACCAGCAAAAAAGUAUACUGACAAACUUAGAUCUUCUUUGAUAUCAAGAUCCAUACAACUGCAAAAUAGUGGUGUAUUUUCUCAUGAUAGUAGUAGUGAAGAUCUAGAGAAUGAAAGACAGAGAUGGACAGAAAUGGAAAGUGAAUGGAUUUGUCUUACUGAUGAACUUAGAGCUGAUCUUGAGUCCUACCGCCGGCGUGCAGAGAUGUUGGAGACAGAGCUGAAGUUGGAGAAGAAGUCCACAUCAGAGAUGGAUGAUGUACUAAAAAGAGCAGUUAUUGGGCAUGGUAAAAUGGUAGAACACUAUGCUGAUCUGCAAGAAAAAUACGAUGACUUGGUGGCUAAGCAUGAAGCUAUAAUGGAAGGAAUAGCAGAUGUGAAGAAGGCAGCAGCAAAAGCUUCAAAGAAAGGUCAAGCCCGCUUUGCCAAAUCUCUUUCCGCUGAGCUUUCUGUGUUAAGGGUAGAGAGAGAAAGGGAAUCAAAGCUGUUGAAAAAGGAGAACCAGAAUUUGAAGAUUCAACUUCGAGACACUGCUGAAGCUGUUCAAGCUGCUGGAGAACUACUUGUUAGACUAAGAGAAGCUGAACAAGCAGCAGCAUUUGCAGAGGAGAACUUUGCAAAUUCACAAGAAGAUAAUGAAAAUUUGAAAAUGAAAAUGGAGAAGCUGACAAGAAAACACAAGACGGAGAUUGAUACCAUGAAGCAGUACCUUACAGAAAGCAAAUUACCAGAGUCUGCACUGCAACCACUGUAUGGACAGGAUCCUAAUGUUACACACAACAGUGCAACUUCCUCCGACACUUAUUACGAUGAUCAGGCAUGGAGAGCAGAAUUUGGAGCAAUAUAUCAGGAAUACUACUAAUUCAACUCUUGUUGUUACAAUAAGCAAAUGAUCAGUACACAUAAGAUCAAACUUCCACCUGUUCUUCUGCCAUUUAGAUCUCACUGGGAUCAAAAGGUGCCUAAAACCUGUUAAUAUAUAUUUUUUCCUUGCUGUA
This is a messenger RNA of Lotus japonicus, 3711 nucleotides long. Its product is annotated as kinesin-like protein KIN-12F. The record is from RefSeq and is a predicted model, not a curated record. The transcript is spliced from 16 exons. Gene Ontology annotation, biological process: microtubule-based movement. NCBI's taxonomy places the organism in Eukaryota, Viridiplantae, Streptophyta, Magnoliopsida, Fabales, Fabaceae. Bases 141 to 3575 code for a protein of 1144 amino acids. Gene Ontology annotation, molecular function: microtubule motor activity; ATP binding; microtubule binding.